AGGUGAGGUACCGAGCGGCUCUCACCGGGCUCUGGUCCCAGCGGCUCCUCCGCAGUGAAGCUGAAAGAAUGGAAUUACAAAGAAAACUGAUGGACUACAGGAGGUCGGAUGCAUACCUAAUGAAGCUAAAAUACAUGAAGCUGAAAAACUACUUGAGAGAAGUACAGGAACGCCAGGAAAGAGCUCGUCUGCGGAACCAGGCCCUGCUGGAGGAGCUGGACCAGUUUGAGGCUCGAAUGAAAGCUUCAAGCUUGGAGAUGACUCAGAAGAUGGAAGCAUCGUACAGAAGAGAAGUUAAACGUGCGUUAUUGCUUGGAGGGAGUGACUUGGCAGCCAGAGAUGACCAGGAAUGGGACCGCAUGGAGCAGAUGCCAUGGGCUGGAAUUCGCACCAGGACAACCAUGCCAAGACAGCUCUAUCACCCAGCGACAGGCUCUAUGAGCCACCACACAUCAGCCCUCUCAGCUGACGGGGGUUUGGGCACCCAGCAGAGCCCCCCUCAGCCCACAGAGAGCUGCUCAGCACCUGAGCCAUCUUUGUGCCUUCCAUCACUUGAAGGACUUGGUCUGGAGAGCAGAAGCACUGACUUAGAGAGGGAUGCAGCAGUGGAGGGAGCAGUGAGACCUGGGGACAUGGCUGCCAGUGAGGAAGACUCCGAGGACCUCAUCUCUUCAGGUACCCCUGAGGAGGAACAGCCACAGGGAAGCAUCCCAGGACCAAAGCCAGGCCUGGGUAACUGGUGGCCUCCUAAGGAGCUGAGCUGGGACAUCAGCACUGUGCUUCCAGGCCCUGCCAGCACGGAGGAGGGGAUGCCGAGUGUGCCGCAGGGAUUGGCCUCACCAGUGGCAAACUGGGAGCAGAGCAGGGAUGCUCACCCUGCAGAAGACUCCCCAGUGCACACACCAGACCCUCACAGGGAGCAGGAGGAGCUGCCCUUGGUCAGCUCAGCACCAGGCAGCCCCCAUGGGAUGCUGGCAGCCCUCUCCCGAGCACUGGAGCAGAUAGAAGACGUGGUGAGGAGGAGCCCCCAGCGACAGGCGCUGUAUCAGGGCAAGCAAAUGGUGACACUGGAGCUGCUCAGUGGGGCCACCAGCCUGGAAGAUGGCAACCUUGAAGCAUGCGAAGCUGUCGUCCUCCAUCAGCUUCGGGCUUCGUUACAGAACACCCUGGAUGGCUGCGUCCGACCCAAGGACAUGCUCCAGGCUCAAGGCAGAGCAGAGGAUGAAGAGCAAAGCAGGCCGGAGCAGCGGUGGGACACGGACGUGCUGCAGACCUGCCUGAGCAAGCAUGCCCUCUUCCUGAGGAAGCACCAUGUCCAGCUCCCACCUGAAGUGUCAGAGAUGUUCGACCGCCUGCUGGCACUGGAUGGCCAGGCUCUGCCUGGGUGGAGAGAAGCCCUUCCAGAAGCGAAUGGGGACAGGUCAUCUCCUCGGAGUCAUGAACCCUCGUGCAGCACCUCAUCAUCCACCCCAGAUGAUGGCAGGGAAGCAGAGGAGGCAGAACACGCUCCUGGGCAUGCUGGCAUGGGAGGACAAGAAGUCCCGAGCUGGUGUGAAGAUGAGAGCAAGGAAGAAAGCGCGGUCGAAAAGAUUCCUAUUACAGGUUGGGAUGUUGGUGACAAUGGUUCCAAAGCAAGAGAGAGCCACGAACCGCAGUCGGAAACCAGUCCCUCCUCGAGCCCAAGUCCUCCCUUGUCAAGGGCUGAAACCAGGAAGGGAAUGGUAGCUGCUAUAAAAUCCAAAGCUUUCUGGGGUGAAUCUGAUGAGAGCAGCUCUGAGCUCGAGGCUGCUCUGCGCCCCCAAGCCCACAGCACAGAGGCAGAUGAGUUUGAUGACUUCUAUGAUUAGGAUCCCCCUGCUCACUCUGGGGAAGAAAUAAGCAGAAUCCUCUUGUUCAUAUGGAGCAUGCUGCUGGCUGAAGUGCAGCUCCUCACUGCACGGUCACAGACAACGUACAUACACAAUAAAGAUUCCUUGGUUCUAUA
Messenger RNA from Melopsittacus undulatus (budgerigar), 1984 nucleotides. It is a transcript of the gene KIZ, whose product is annotated as kizuna centrosomal protein. Gene Ontology annotation, cellular component: centrosome. Gene Ontology annotation, biological process: spindle organization. NCBI's taxonomy places the organism in Eukaryota, Metazoa, Chordata, Aves, Psittaciformes, Psittaculidae. Bases 69 to 1847 code for a protein of 592 amino acids. The record is from RefSeq and is a predicted model, not a curated record. The transcript is spliced from 14 exons.